This is a messenger RNA of Aspergillus ochraceoroseus IBT 24754, 1358 nucleotides long. RefSeq names its product t-SNARE syntaxin. The transcript has 4 exons. Gene Ontology annotation, molecular function: SNAP receptor activity; SNARE binding. Gene Ontology annotation, cellular component: endomembrane system; Golgi membrane; SNARE complex. The record is from RefSeq and is a predicted model, not a curated record. Bases 284 to 1321 code for a protein of 345 amino acids. Lineage: Eukaryota; Fungi; Ascomycota; Eurotiomycetes; Eurotiales; Aspergillaceae. Gene Ontology annotation, biological process: endoplasmic reticulum to Golgi vesicle-mediated transport; vesicle fusion; intracellular protein transport.
CUUUCCUGAUACUCAUCACUCUUGCUCGAGUUAGAGAACUAUGGCACGGAUGUCUCAUUUCUAAAAGCUAUCUCUGUAUUACUUCCCAUGACCUUUUUUUAAUCGCCUCCGAAUCUUCCGUUCCCUGGUGCUCCAACCCAUCUUCUAUUUGCUGCCUCCUUAUCGAUUAGGUCCCUUUUGUCGCAUUACGCUCCUUUCACAUUUGCGGAGACCGAUUAUUGAUACUGCUCGAUAUCCCCAGAUUCUAUUUUUUUUUUUCCGCUGCGGCCCUGCAACCUGUGAUAUGGCCGGACCGUCGAUUCAGGACCGCACGGUCGAGUUCCGCGCCAUCUUAGGACAGGCCCAGAAACGUAUCUCAUCUUCGAAGGUUGGCUCGCAGCGACAGGCGCUGUUGUCGGACUCGCAGCGACGACAGGCAAAUGGUGCUGCAGAUGGAAGUGCACAAGGUGGCAAGGGAUCUAGAUCGGAAUUCGCCCGACGCGCAGCUGAUAUUGGACGCGGUAUUACGGCGACGACGGCGAAGCUACGAAGGCUCGCAGAACUGGCGAAACGCAAGACUCUGUUCGAUGACAAGCCGGUCGAGAUCUCCGAGUUGACAUAUGUCAUCAAACAGGACCUUGCGUCUCUAAAUCAGCAGAUUGCCUCACUACAGGCACUCACACUUUCACAGCACCCCAAGUCUGGACGUCCGAGAGCGGACCAAGAGGGAGAGCACAAUGAUAAUGUCGUGGUUCUGCUACAGGGAAAGUUGGCGGAUGUAGGUGCCAACUUUAAGGAGGUUCUCGAAGUCCGCACCAAGAACAUCCAAGCGUCGCGUUCUCGGACGGAGAACUUCGUAUCAUCUGUUUCGUCCAAAUCACAAACCGCCCUAGACCCCCAACGAUCGGACUCUCCCCUUUAUCCCUCUGGCCGAAGGACACCGCAACCAGGCAGCUCUUCCGAUUUAUUGACCUUGGAACCCUCGAACCCGUCACCCCUCGGCCGCUCACCAAUGCAUUCCGACCAACAACUCUUGAUUAUGGAGGAAGCCCAGUCGAGUAACUCGUACAUCCAAGCACGAGGCGAAGCGAUUGAUGCAAUUGAAAGGACUAUCAGUGAACUGGGAGGCAUUUUCGGCCAACUGGCGCAAAUGGUCAGCGAACAGUCUGAGAUGAUCCAAAGGAUAGACGCCAAUACGGAAGAUGUGGUGGAUAAUGUGCAAGGAGCACAGCGUGAAUUAAUGAAGUACUGGACACGGGUGUCAGGAAACCGGUGGCUAAUUGCCAAGAUGUUUGGAGUAUUAAUGAUCUUUUUCCUUCUCUGGGUGUUGAUAUCAGGAUAGAUACGCCCGUCUACUCUUUUUUUUUUUUUUUUUUUUA